This is a messenger RNA of Oppia nitens, 1014 nucleotides long. RefSeq lists its product as uncharacterized. Gene Ontology annotation, molecular function: dimethylallyltranstransferase activity; (2E,6E)-farnesyl diphosphate synthase activity. Bases 1 to 1014 code for a protein of 337 amino acids. NCBI's taxonomy places the organism in Eukaryota, Metazoa, Arthropoda, Arachnida, Sarcoptiformes, Oppiidae. Gene Ontology annotation, biological process: trans, trans-farnesyl diphosphate biosynthetic process. Gene Ontology annotation, cellular component: cytoplasm. The transcript has 5 exons. The record is from RefSeq and is a predicted model, not a curated record.
AUGAUUGACAUAGCAUUGGCUGAAUUUCGGGCAAUGUUUGAUACGGUCAUCGAUCACGUAUUAGACGAAUCGUUAGCCGACGAUAUUGACCAAACAUUGCGGUCAUCAUUGAAACAAAUGUACGACUAUGUUGUCCGUCGUCGGGAAUUUGACGAUUUUGCCGAAAUACUGAUUACCGCCUACAGUGUACUAUCGGAUCGAAAACCUGGCGACCGUCAGUUCGAGCCGCGGGUCUAUGCACUGGCCUGGGCUGUAGUAUUGACUACUGUCCACUUUGAUUUGCUGGGCGAUGUCAUGGACGGUACCGCGAGCCGCGAUGGACAGCCCUGUUGGCACACUUUGCCCGAUGUCGGUAUGUCGGCCCUUAACGACAGUACAAUCCUAUUGUCGGGUGCUUUCAAUAUAAUAGACAUCUAUUUUAAAGAUCAUCCAAAUUAUCUGAAUAUUGUUCAUUGCAUUCAACAAUGCAUUGAAAAAACAGCCCUGGGUCAAUUGAUGAACAUAAAAUCUACCCGUACUAGCAAUCACAAUGUCAAUUUGGAGGACACCUAUACAUAUGAUAGAUACAAAUUGAUCUACAAAUAUAAGGAUGGCCAUUUUGUUAUCAACUCAUUUUUGCUAGGUAUGUAUGCAUCGGGACGUAUAGCGUACGACCACUUGGACACUAUCGGCAACGUAUUGACCGAGUUUAACACAUUGGUCGUCAUAGUGGACGACCUGACAAAUUUGGACACCGAUGACAAUAGUAGUACUGAUAUUGCCGACGGUAAGUGCACCUGGCCGAUUAUCAAGUCCAUGCAAUUGGCCAACAAUAGUCAGCGUACAGUAUUGGAGGCCAACUAUGGCCGCGGCGGCGACGACCCGACAACAGGCGCUGUCCAACUGGUUAAGCAGGUGUACGACGAGCUGGAUAUCUGCGCUGAAGGCAAACGGUUUGUCAAACAGGAACUACAGAUAUUAAGACAACAUUGUUUGGAUAUAUCUGCCGAUGACUACCAAUUGAAACAAUUUUAA